AUGUCCACCCCUACCUUGAUCAAUCUCCCCCCUCCCCCCUCCGACCCGGUAACUCCAUCGGAUAUGGGACCGGGAACUCCCAACUCAGCCACCACCUCUCUCUCCGCCUUGUCCACCACCGCCAUCAAAGACGGUCACCAGGGCCAGCCCCAUCCUCACGGCCACCAUGCGCACCACUCCUCCAACACAUCCAUGAGCUCAACCACCACCCUGGAGGCUGAGCGCGCCGACCGCAUCUCCCGCCUAGCCGGUCUAGAACGGGUUGCUACCGCACGGGCCGGCGGCGCAGGACACCCCACCACCGCUCCCUCUGUUGCAUACACACCGGGCUACUUCGACACAGCCUCCGGCAUGAAAGAGAGGAGCACGGUAGGCAGUGCCAGCGCCACGGGCAGCGUAGGCGCCCGCACCACCUGGGCCAGUGGUAGCGACGCCUUCGACGCCGACAAGAUGAGCGAGGCCGACGACGGCGUGUCCAGCGUCGGCAACAUCAGUGACGAAGGAGACGCCAGUCUCGUUGGCUUCGGGGAGGGCGCAAGCACCAUGAGUGGUCCGAUCUCACAUCCCGGUCUCUAUCGGACGUCCUCGAGUGGCCGGCCGAGCUCAAUCGGCAGCCCGAGCCGCAGCCGGGCUACCCCCAUGGCGCCUUACUCGCCUCACCUUAGUGACAGCGGUCACCCUAUCCAGCAGCAUGCCAUACCCGGGAGUACAUCUGCUACCCCGGAGCCGGUUCAAGAUGCACGUAUGGUUGAUGGGAUGACCUACGAUGCCGAUGUCGUUGACACGACUGCGAGGACUCCACGACUAGCUACCCCCGGAUUUGAGGAGCAUUGA
Molecule: messenger RNA, 834 nt
Organism: Aspergillus puulaauensis
Lineage: Eukaryota; Fungi; Ascomycota; Eurotiomycetes; Eurotiales; Aspergillaceae
Exons: 2
Coding region: 1-834 (277 amino acids)
Source: RefSeq, a predicted model, not a curated record